AUGCGCCUCUCUGCUGCCUCCGGCCUCCCCGGGGCCGGCGCUGGCCCAUGGGUGUGCCCUGAGGCUUUCUCUUGGUGUCUGUCCUAUCCAGAGUCCGAGUGCCGGGGGGACCCUGUCCGGGACUUUCACCAGGUCCAGAGGGGCUAUGCCAUCUGCCAGACCACGCGCCCGCUGUCGUGGGUGGAGUGCCGGGGCUCAUGCCCAGGUCAGGGCUGCUGCCAGGGCCUGCGGCUGAAGCGGAGGAAGUUCACCUUUGAGUGCAGCGACGGGACCUCUUUUGCCGAGGAGGUGGAGAAGCCCACCAAGUGUGGCUGUGCCCUCUGCGAGUAGCGCCAGGCUAG
This is a messenger RNA of Panthera uncia (snow leopard), 341 nucleotides long. Its product is annotated as slit homolog 1 protein-like. The coding region runs from base 1 to 330 and encodes 109 amino acids. Lineage: Eukaryota; Metazoa; Chordata; Mammalia; Carnivora; Felidae. The transcript has a single exon. The record is from RefSeq and is a predicted model, not a curated record.